CAAGCAGAGGGUGACUGCUUAAUGAACAGUUUCUGUGACCUGAACUUUUGGAUCAGCUGUGCGUAAUUACAUGAAGUUUGAGUUCAGGAUGAGAAGAUAUGAGCCCUGAAAUGAAAACAUGGAUAUUACGAGGAGGGUUUGGUCGUUCUUUCUGCAAAAAAUCGAAGAAUUUUACUCUGAAAACGAUGCUGUAAAUCUCAGAGUUUCCUAUAAUAAGUAAAUUCUAGUACAGGACUAUCAGGAUGAAAAGAUGGCAGCCAUGCUCUUACCAACGGGUCCUGAUGGCUUGCGGCGGUUCACUCGCGAAUCCCUGGCUGCCCUGGAGCAGCGGAUUGCGGAGGAGCAAGCCAAGAGCUCCAAGGAUUGCACCGAGACUCACAAGAAUGCUGAGACAACCAAACCCAGGGUGGACCUGGAGGCGGGCAAGCAGCUGCCGCGCAUCUUUGGUGACAUUCCAACAGAGCUGGUCGGGGUGCCACUGGAGGACAUUGAUCCAUUUUACUACAAGAACCAGAAGACUUUUAUAGUACUGAACAAAGGGAAGGCCAUCUUCAGAUUCAGCGCCACAUCUGCACUUUAUAUAUUAACUCCAUUUCACUUCAUCAGAUCGAUUGCCAUCAGAAUUUUAGUCCAUUCAUUGUUUAGCUAUUUCAUAAUGUUCACCAUCCUGACCAACUGUUUCUUCAUGGCCAUGUCCGAUCCGCCAACAUGGACCAAAUAUCUGGAGUACACCUUCACUGGCAUUUACACUUUCGAGUCGGCAAUAAAGAUUUUUGCGAGAGGAUUCUGUUUAGUGCCGUUUACCUUCCUCAGAGACCCUUGGAACUGGCUCGACUUCACUGUCAUUGUCAUGGCGUAUGUCACAGAGUUUGUCGACCUUGGGAAUGUCUCUGCUUUGAGAACCUUCAGAGUACUCCGUGCUCUAAAAACCAUCUCAGUCAUUCCAGGUCUGAAGACGAUAGUCGGCGCUCUGAUCCAGUCUGUGAGGAAGCUGGCCGAUGUGAUGAUCCUGACCGUUUUCUGUCUCAGUGUGUUCGCCCUCAUCGGCCUGCAGCUCUUUAUGGGCCUUCUGCGACAAAAAUGCGUCCGUAGCCUCAAUCACUGCAUCAACUCUUCAUAUAGCCCCAACACAACUUUUAUUUGCAACAACAGGACCUGGAGCUCGCCAGCAGACUUUCUCAGCAAUGAGGAUAAUUUUUACAAAGUUGAAGGCCAGAAGGAUGCUUUAAUUUGUGGAUACGGAAGUGAUGCAGGGAAGUGUCCGGAUGGAUUUGAUUGCCUCAAAGUUGGAAGAAAUCCAAACUACGACUACACCAGUUUUGAUACCUUUGGCUGGGCUUUUCUGGCACUUUUCCGCCUCAUGACCCAAGACUAUUGGGAGGAGCUCUUUCACCAGACUCUGCGCUCAGCUGGGAAAACCUACAUGGUUUUCUUUGUUCUGGUGAUCUUCCUUGGCUCCUUCUACCUGGUGAACCUGAUCCUGGCCGUUGUAGCCAUGGCUUACGAGGAGCAGAAUCAGGCAACUAUCGCUGAGGCCUGGCAGAAAGAGAGGGAGUUUCAGCUGGCCAUGGAGCAUCUCAGACGAGAGCAAAGAAUGGCAGCCAAAAGACAAGCACAGGAGACAGACUCCAUUGUGUCCCCAGAGUUGUCGCCAUUCUGUAUGAAAGCUGGAAGUAUACGCCGCAGCAACAGCAGAAGAAGAAGAUCUCACAGGACUCUUUCAGAGGAGACAGCAGCUGAAGCUGCUGAAGAGAAGCUGGAUCCUAUGGAUGAAGCUGUGCCUCCUUUAUCCCCCUUGCCAGUCCAUCCCUUUCUGGCCACACUGUCCUCUCACCCCCUCAGCACCAGGAGAGGAAGCCAGAACAGCAUCUUCAGCUCUUUCCGCGCUCGCAACAACUCAGAGGCCGACUUCGGGGACGAUGAAUACAGCAUCCAUGGAGAGGUCUUCAGGAGUCGCACUAGCUCGACUGCAACACCCUGGAAGAAGAGGACAGGCAGUAUUAGAAGCCAUUGCUCCCAGGUGUUAACUCCUAGCUUCAAUGUCAACGGCCGACUGAACAUCUUCCUUGACCAGAAUGGCAUCACCAACAUGGGUUUGCUUACUCCUACAUCCAUGCCGGCUCACAGCAUGGAGAGAUUCAGGGAAGAAACAAAGAAUGGCAGUGGAGUGGAUACAGCUCCCAGACUUCUCCUGCAGCCUUCACCCACCGCCACAGAGCGAUGCUCUGUGCGCAGGAAAAGGACUCACAGCUCUUUCAGCUUCUUUAGCGACGCCAUGGAAGAGCUGGAGGAAUCAAGACAAAAGUGCCCCCCUUGCUGGUAUGUGUUUGCCAAGAAGUAUUUGAUAUGGGACUGCUGCCCCUGGUGGCUGAAGUUGAAGGAGUGUGUGAAGUUCAUGGUGAUGGAUCCUUUCCUGGAUCUGGGGAUCACCAUAUGCAUUGUGCUGAACACUCUGUUCAUGGCCUUGGAGCAUUACCCAAUGACUGAUGAGUUCAACACCAUGCUCUCAGUGGGCAAUCUGGUUUUUACAGGCAUCUUUACAGCUGAGAUGGUUUUGAAGCUAAUCGCCCUGGAUCCCUAUUACUACUUCCAACAGGGCUGGAACAUCUUCGACGGCGUCAUCGUCUGCCUCAGUCUGAUGGAGCUGGGUCUCUCCACUGUAGAGGGCCUGUCUGUGUUGCGCUCUUUCAGACUGUUAAGAGUGUUUAAGCUUGCAAAGUCCUGGCCCACUCUCAACACUCUGAUCAAGAUCAUCGGUAACUCCGUUGGCGCCCUGGGGAACCUGACGCUGGUGUUGGCCAUCAUUGUUUUCAUCUUCGCUGUGGUGGGCAUGCAGCUAUUUGGCAAGAACUACCAAGACUGUGUGUGUAAGAUCUCCAUUGACUGCCAGCUGCCCCGUUGGCACAUGAAGGACUUCUUCCACUCCUUCCUGAUUGUGUUCCGGGUGUUAUGUGGCGAGUGGAUCGAAACCAUGUGGGACUGUAUGGAGGUGGCUGGGCAGCCUCUUUGCAUCCUGGUGUUCAUGUUGGUCAUGGUCAUUGGGAACUUGGUGGUGCUGAAUCUCUUUCUUGCCCUAUUGCUCAGCUCUUUCAGCUCUGACAACCUAUCCGCUCCUGAAGAAGAUGGCGACCUGAACAACAUUCAGAUUGCCAUCGGUCGCAUCCAAAUCGGCGUUUCUUGGCUUUCUAGGAAUAUCGUUGACUUCUUCAGCCAUGGCUUGAGAAAGCACAAGCAGAAGGCCAAAAAAGCCACCCAGGCUGAGCCGGUAGUUGGAAAUCAUAUAGAAAGCAAUGGGGGAACUAUUGGAAGCUACGGAGGAAAGUACAUCAUACCUGAAGAGGACAGUUAUAUGACCAACCCAAACUUGACUGUUAUCGUUCCCAUCGCUCCCGGAGAGUCAGACGUGGAGUUCCUGGAAGAGGAGAAUUCAGAGUCAUCAGAGGAUGAAGACAACAAACCAGAGAAGAUUAGCCUCUCAGAAGGAAGCACAGUGGAUAUGAGGAAGCCUGGAGAAGAGGAAGAUGACCUAUUGGAGCUGGAUGAUGAUAGUAUGGACCCAGAAAACUGCUUCCCUGACUUGUGUUUAAGGUAUUGUCAAUGCUGUGACAUCGACACCAGCCGUGGAUUGGGUCAAGCUUGGUGGAGGCUGAGGAAGACCUGCUACCAGAUCGUAGAACACAGCUGGUUUGAGACCUUCAUCAUCUUCAUGAUCCUGCUCAGCAGCGGGGCUUUGGCAUUUGAAGAUAUCUACAUUGAGAGGAGAAAAGUCAUUAAGGUGGUGUUGGAGUACGCUGACAAAGUCUUCUCCUACAUUUUUGUGCUGGAAAUGUUCCUCAAAUGGAUAGCAUAUGGCUUCAAGAAGUAUUUUACCAACUACUGGUGCUGGCUUGAUUUUCUCAUUGUGGAUGUGUCUCUUAUUAGUCUUGUUGCAAAUUCACUGGGAUAUUCUGACUUUGCUGCCAUCAAGUCACUAAGAACGCUCCGGGCUUUGAGACCUCUCAGAGCUCUGUCCAGAUUUGAAGGCAUGAGGGUGGUAGUCAACGCUCUUAUAGGAGCCAUUCCCUCUAUUAUGAACGUGCUGCUUGUAUGCCUUAUCUUCUGGCUCAUCUUCAGUAUCAUGGGAGUCAACCUGUUCGCUGGCAAGUUUGGGAAGUGUGUGAACAGAACAGGUUUUAUCCACAGCGUCUCAGUGGUCAACAACAAAUCAGACUGUCUUGCCAUGAAUGACACCCAGUUCUACUGGACAAAGGUGAAGGUUAACUUUGAUAACGUUGGACUCGGCUACCUUUCACUUUUGCAAGUGGCAACAUUUAAGGGAUGGAUGGAAAUAAUGAAUGCAGCCGUUGAUUCCAGAGGGGUGGAGGAACAACCCAGCAGAGAAAUCAACCUCUACAUGUACCUCUACUUUGUCAUCUUCAUCAUAUUUGGCUCCUUUUUCACCCUUAACCUCUUCAUUGGGGUUAUCAUUGACAAUUUCAAUCAGCAAAAAAGAAAGAUAAGUGGACAGGAUAUCUUUAUGACGGAGGAGCAGAAGAAGUACUACAAUGCAAUGAAAAAGUUGGGAACUAAGAAACCUCAAAAGCCAAUACCAAGACCCGCGAACCUUCUCCAAGCCUUCUUCUUUGAUCUGGUCUCCCAGCAAGCCUUCGACAUCAUGAUCAUGAUGCUCAUCAUCAUCAACAUGGUGACCAUGAUGGUGGAAACCGACGAGCAGUCGGAGCGAAUGGAGUCCAUCCUCAACAUUAUCAACCUUGUCUUCAUCGUUAUCUUCACGACCGAAUGCCUGAUUAAGCUCUUUGCUCUCCGAUGUUACUUCUUUACCGUUGCAUGGAACAUUUUUGACUUUGUGGUCAUAAUUCUCUCAAUAGUGGGGAUAGUCCUCGCUGAUAUCAUUGAGAAGUACUUUGUUUCUCCAACCCUGUUUCGAGUCAUCAGACUGGCAAGGAUAGGGCGCGUACUUCGACUUAUUCGAGCAGCCAAAGGAAUACGGACUUUACUGUUUGCCUUAAUGAUGUCCAUGCCGGCGCUGUUCAAUAUUGGCCUCCUGCUUUUCCUUGUCAUGUUCAUCUAUGCUAUCUUUGGCAUGGCAAACUUUGCCUAUGUGAAAAAACAAGAUGGGAUCGACGACAUGUUUAACUUUGAGACCUUUGGGAACAGCAUUAUCUGCCUUUUUCAGAUCAGCACCUCAGCAGGAUGGGACAACCUCCUGAGCCCCAUAAUGUCAAGCUCUCCAGAGGAGUGUGACAUUAACUUUGUCAAUACUGGCACCAAUGCUAGAGGAAACUGUGGGAACCCAUCAGUGGGCAUAGCUUUCUUUGUUAGUUACAUUAUUAUUUCUUUUCUUAUUGUGGUGAAUAUGUACAUAGCUAUAAUCCUGGAGAACUUCAGCGUUGCAACCGAGGAGAGCACAGAACCUCUGAGCGAGGAUGAUUUUGAAAUGUUUUAUGAGGUCUGGGAGAAGUUUGACUCUGAAGCCACUCAGUUCAUAGAGUUCUCGAUGUUGGAGAGGUUUGCCGAUGCUCUUUCUGAGCCGCUGCGAAUCCCGAAGCCCAACAAGAUCCAGCUGAUUUCCAUGGACCUUCCUAUGGUCAGCGGGGACAAGAUCCACUGCCUGGACAUUUUGUUUGCUUUCACAAAACGUGUACUUGGAGAGUCAGGUGACAUGGACACCCUCAAGCAGCAGAUGGAGGAGAAGUUCAUGAUGACCAAUCCCUCCAAAGUUUCCCAUGAGCCCAUCACUUCUACUCUGCGACGUAAAAUGGAGGAGGUGUCAGCAGUCAUCAUCCAGAGGUGUUACAGGAGACAUCUGGUGAGACGGCAAAUGAAGCAGGCAUCUUACCUCUACAGACAGAUCAACUAUGAGAUUGUGGUGGAUGUAGAGAAUGCUCCUGAGACAGAGGGGCUCAUAGCAUCCAUGUUUCAGCACUUUGCUCCUAUAGCGCCUCAAGGUGAACAGACAGAGGAGGACAUAAUUUUGUCCUCACCACCAUCUUAUGAUAGUGUGACUCAGGGGGCAUGCAUGAGCUCCUCUCUUACAGCCAGAACCACAUCUAGAGGCCCUGAACUCAGGGACCCAGUUGAAAACUAUGAGGAAACGUUUCUUUGAGACUUUAUGGAGACUGACUGAGUCAUCUCUGUCUGUUUAAUUUACGGUAACAUCCUUUGAUUGAACAAUAAUUCAUAUUAAACAGAUGUUUUAUAGUUUUUUAAGAUGCAGAGGAUAAUAUACAUUUUUUUA
Messenger RNA from Cyprinodon variegatus (sheepshead minnow), 6238 nucleotides. It is a transcript of the gene scn12aa, whose product is annotated as sodium channel protein type 4 subunit alpha B-like. The record is from RefSeq and is a predicted model, not a curated record. The transcript is spliced from 27 exons. NCBI's taxonomy places the organism in Eukaryota, Metazoa, Chordata, Actinopteri, Cyprinodontiformes, Cyprinodontidae. The coding region runs from base 251 to 6106 and encodes 1951 amino acids. Gene Ontology annotation, biological process: membrane depolarization during action potential; sodium ion transmembrane transport; neuronal action potential. Gene Ontology annotation, molecular function: voltage-gated sodium channel activity; protein binding. Gene Ontology annotation, cellular component: voltage-gated sodium channel complex; axon; plasma membrane.